UUAAGCGCGGGCAGCGCCGGGCUGCGGAGCUGCGGUGCGCGGAGCGGAGGUGAUGGGAGGCGCGGGGCCGCGGUGAGCCGCCGCAUCCCGGUGAUCCCGCAUCCCGGUGAUCCCGCAUGCCGGUGAUCCCGCAGCCCGGUGAUCCUGCAUCCCGGUGAUCCUGCAGCCCGGUGAUCCCGCAUCCCGGUGAUCCUGCAGCCCGGUGAUCCUGCAUCCCGGUGAUCCUGCAGCCCGGUGAUCCCGCAUCCCGGUGAUCCCGCAUCCCGGUGCUCCUGCAGCCCGGUGCUCCUGCAGCCCGGUGCUCCUGCAGCCCGGCGUUCCCGUAUCACGGCAUUCCCGCAUCCCGGUGAUCCCGGUGCCGGCGCUCGUUCCCCGCUCGGUUCGCCCAAGGCCGUCGCAUCCCGGAGCAUCCCCCGGGCAGGGACCGGUGACCUUGGCGAGCGCGGCCGCUGCCACGGCGAGUCCCCGGCGGCUCGGUGCUCUCCAACCCCUGUGGAGCUGAAGAUGGACGUGAAGAGGGUGAAGGACUACCUGUACUGGCUGUACUACCAGUACCAGCUGGUGACGUGCAGCUACGUGCUGGAGCCCUGGGAGCAGUCCAUGUUCCACACCAUCACCGUCACCGUGCUGGCCAUGGUGGUGUACACUGCCUACGUCUUCGUGCCCAUCCACGUCCGCCUGGCCUUGGAAUUCUUCUCCCAGAUUUUCGGCUCCCAGCCCGAGAGCGCGGUGCUGAACUGAGCCGGAGCCAGCAGGGCCCGGCAGCUCUCGCAGCUUUGUGAAAUGUUUGUGUUCCAGUUUGGCUCUUGGGAAAACCCUGCUUGCUUCACCUCCGGGGCUGGAGAGCAGAGCGAGGCACCGAGCACAGCCCCCCUUCCAUGGACACUCUGGGAAUGGGACACGGCCGCUGGAAUGGCACAGGAUCCAAGGAUCCCGGCAGCUCCCACCCCCAGCAGCCUCAUCCAACCACUCUGGUGAGACUUUUGGUGGCUCAUCACACCCAAAGUUCUACCAGCACAGUCCUGUGGGCAGGCUAGAGGAGAUAGAAAAUGAGGAUAUCCCGCAGGAUUGGAGUGCUCCUGUCUGGCUGAUUCCAGGCUUUCAUGGAUGGGAGAGGAACUUGGAAGAGAAAGCAACAGGAGGAUGAACUUAAAUCCAGCUUUUUUCACAUCCAACUUUCUGCAUCAGAUGGUCUAAAAUAUUUUCUUUUGGAAAAAAAAUUCUCCACCUCAUCUUGCAGUUUAGUGAGGAUGACAGGAAGAAGCAGCCCUGCUCUGUCUCGGUGCCCUCCUGCCUUCUCUGAUGAAAAUCAAAAUCUUUUCUUGCUGCUCCCACUCACCAGCACCAGGGGAAGAGGAUCCAGAGUGGAAAUAAUAUUUUAAUACCUGCAGGGAAGGCUUAAAGAGAUCUCCUUUACAAAGAAGAAAUUAGAUUUAUUACCAUUGCCCGUGGGGAGGUUUUGGAACAAUGGGAGGUUUGUUCGGUUUUCAUUCGACACAAAUCAAAGGUGGAUGCCAAAUCAUAAAUUACAGCUGCACACUGCACGUCUCUACCAGCUGAUGCUCCUGUUAGUAGAAGUGAGAGGUGCAAAAUGUAAAUAGCUUUCAAAUGAUGUUUGCACAGUUCUAGAUUUAAAAAAAACAAACAAAACAAAAAAAUAAAAAACCCUCUUAACUUCUUUCUCAAGCUGCAGUGGGGUCCUGCAUGCUUCAAAGCACAAGUUGGUUUGGAAACGAAGACAUGUGGUGAAGGUUGCCCAGAUCUGAACAUGUGUAUGCAGUUUUUUCAGCCAAAAGAAAUAAAAUUUUAUUCUUCAGAAACGA
Poecile atricapillus (Black-capped chickadee) is the source of this 1823-nucleotide messenger RNA. RefSeq names its product serine palmitoyltransferase small subunit B (gene SPTSSB). The record is from RefSeq and is a predicted model, not a curated record. Gene Ontology annotation, molecular function: serine C-palmitoyltransferase activity. The transcript is spliced from 2 exons. Gene Ontology annotation, cellular component: serine palmitoyltransferase complex. Gene Ontology annotation, biological process: endoplasmic reticulum organization; ceramide biosynthetic process. Lineage: Eukaryota; Metazoa; Chordata; Aves; Passeriformes; Paridae. Bases 505 to 741 code for a protein of 78 amino acids.